AUGCGAGCUCUUUGCCUUCUUAUCAUGACUAUAGUCUGUAUUGGAAGUGUUACUGCCCAAUGGGGAUAUGGCAGGCCCUACUAUGGACCUAUUGGACCAUUUGGUGGUACCCCGUACGCACGCCUGCGAGCAAUGAUGGGCUAUGGUAUGAUGCCGUAUGGCGGAUAUGGUGGCUAUGGUGGAUAUCCCAUGUAUCGCGGCUAUGGUGGAUAUCCCAUGUAUCGCGGCUAUGGCUGGGGAUAA
Cylicocyclus nassatus is the source of this 243-nucleotide messenger RNA. The record is from the annotation of a GenBank genome assembly. NCBI's taxonomy places the organism in Eukaryota, Metazoa, Nematoda, Chromadorea, Rhabditida, Strongylidae.